CAUGGAUCUGAUGUUUGUCUCCAUGAUUUCAGUCUGGUUGUCAUUCAGAUAGUUCUCCGAACUUCCUGAGAAGAAUGAAGCAGGAGGAGCUGGCUGAUCAUCUGGAGAGAAAACAUUUUUCUCCAGUUUGCCAACGUGAACUUAAAUCUAGUCUGAAGGAGAAGUUCCAGUGUGUGUUUGAGGGGAUUGCUAAAGCAGGAAACUCAACUCUUCUGAAUGAGAUCUAUACAGAGCUCUACAUCACAGAGGGAGAUACUACAGAGGUCAAUGAUGAACAUGAGGUCAGACAGAUUGAAACAGCAUCCAGGAAACUAGACAGACCAGAAACAACCAUCAGACCAGGAGACAUCUUUAAAGCCUCACCUGGAAGACAUGGACCAAUCAGAAGAGUGAUGACAAAGGGAGUGGCUGGCAUUGGGAAAACAGUCUUAACACAGAAGUUCACUCUGGACUGGGCUGAAGACAAAGCCAACCAGGACAUCCACUUCAUGUUUCCAUUGACUUUCAGAGAGCUGAAUGUGUUGAAAGAGAGAAAGUUCAGCUUGGUGGAACUUGUUCAUCACUUCUUCACUGAAACCAAAGAAGCAGGAAUCUGCAGCUUUGAAGAGUUCCAGGUUGUGUUUAUCUUUGACGGUCUGGAUGAGUGUCGACUUCCUCUGGACUUCCACAACACUGAGAUCCUGACUGAUGUUACAGAAUCCACCUCAGUGGAUGUGCUGCUGACAAACCUCAUCAGGGGGACACUGCUUCCCUCUGCUCACCUCUGGAUAACCACACGACCUGCAGCAGCCAAUCAGAUCCCUCCCGAGUGUGUUGACAUGGUGACAGAGGUCAGAGGGUUCAAUGACCCCCAGAAGGAGGAGUACUUCAGGAAGAGGUUCAGAGAUGAGGAGCAGGCCAGCAGCAUCAUCUCCCACAUCAAGAUAUCACGAAGCCUCCACAUCAUGUGUCACAUCCCAGUCUUCUGCUGGAUCUCUGCUACAGUUCUGGAGGAUGUGUUGAAAACCAGAGAGAAAGGAGAGCUGCCCAAGACCCUGACUGAGAUGUACAUCCACUUCCUGGUGGUUCAGACCAAAGUGAAGAAGGUCAAGUAUGAUGGUGGAUCUGAGACAGAUCCACUCUGGAGUCCAGAGACCAGGGAGAUGAUUGAGUCUCUGGGAAAACUGGCUUUUGAUCAGCUGCUGAAAGGAAACCUGAUCUUCUAUGAAUCAGACCUGACAGAGUGUGGCAUCGAUAUCAGAGCAGCCUCAGUGUACUCAGGAGUGUUGACACAGAUCUUUAUAGAGGAGAGAGGACUGUACCAGGACAAGGUGUUCUGCUUCGUCCAUCUGAGUGUUCAGGAGUUUCUGGCUGCAGUCUACAUGAUCCACUGUUACACCAACAGGAAGACAGAGGUGCUGGAGGACUUCCUGGGACAAAACUACAAUGACUCAACUCUGGAUGUCUUCCUGAACAGAGUCAUGGAGAAAUCCCUGCAGAGUAAAAAUGGUCACCUGGACCUGAUGGUUCGCUUCCUUCAUGGCGUCUGUCUGCAGUCCAACCAGAGACUGUUAAGAGGUCUACUGGGUCAGACAGAGAUCAGUCCAGAAAUCAUCCAGACAGCCAUCAACAACCUGAAGAAGAUGAACAUGUCCAACAUUUCUCUUGACAGAAACAUCAACGUCUUCCACUGUCUGAUGGAGAUGAACGACCUCUCAGUUCAUCAGGAGAUCCAAGAGUUCCUGAAGUCAGAGAACAGAUCAGAGAAGAAACUCUCUGAGAUCCACUGCUCAGCUCUGGCCUACAUGCUGCAGAUGUCAGAGGAGGUUCUGGAUGAGUUGAACCUGAAGAAGUUCAACACAUCAUGGGAGGGACAAUGGAGACUGAUUCCAGCUGUGAGGAACUGCAGAAAGGCUCAAUUUUCUGACUGUGAACUCUCAGAGAGUCACUGUGAAGUUGUGGCCUCAGCUCUGAAGUCCAACCCCUCCCAUCUGACAGAGUUGGACCUGAGUUACAACAACCUGCAGGAUUCAGGAGAUUCAGAUGUGAAGCAGCUUCUUGAUCUUGUGAAGAGUCCAGACUGUAGACUGGAGACUCUGAGAUUGAAGAACUGCAGUUUGUCAGAGAUCAGCUGUGAUUCUCUGGUCUCAGCUCUGAAGUCCAACCCCUCCCAUCUGAAACAUCUGGACCUGAGUGAAAACAACCUGAAGGAUUCAGGAGUGAAACAUCUGUGUGGUUUUCUGGAGAGUCCAGACUGUAGACUGGAGACUCUGAGGUUGAGUUGCUGCAGUUUGUCAGAGAUCAGCUGUGAUUAUCUGGUCUCAGCUUUGAAGUCCAACCCCUCCCAUCUGAAACAUCUGGACCUGAGUGAAAACAACCUGAAGGAUUCAGAUGUGAAGCAGCUUCUUGAUCUUGUGAAGAGUCCAGACUGUAGACUGGAGACUCUGAGCUGGGAGCCAUUGUUCUAAACAGGACGGUAUGUGAGCUGAGAGAGGAUGAGCUGAGUCCUGAUGAUCCAGAGGUUGAAUCAGCAGCAGCUUGUGUGUAGAGAGACUCUGACUGGACCAUGUUACUGGGAGGUGGAGUCAAGAGGAGAGCUUCAUCCACAUGUUUCUCAUUUAACAUCAUCAACAGAGCUGCAAUCAAUCUAUUCUAACAGAACCAACAAAUAAAGUCCAGCUCCUCUUGAAUUUUCACCUCUAGAUGGAGCCAAAUCUCCACUAAAGACCUUCAUGGAGUCAGGGCUGAAAAUAUAUUAUUAUUAUUGUUUUUAAAUAACAGUAUACGUGUGUUUUAACAUUUAGCACUUCAGCUAAAACAGUUCUUCUACAUGGGAAGCGUUUUUCUUUGUGUAUUUCUUUUACUUUGUGUCAGGAAACAUUGAAAAUACCACAUAAAAUAUAAAGUAUUUAUUGUGGGUUUUUUUUUUUCACACAUUUAGAGGUAAAUAGAAUAAGACAAGAGUACGUAAAAGUGUUGUCUGUGAUUGGAUUCUUUGUGUAUUUGAAACACUGAAAAUACAAUAGAAAAUGUAAAGUAAAACUGGGAAAUGUUCCUAUGAUAUUACUGUAACUGUACUUUCCUGUCGGAUUAUUUCAUCCUGGAUUUAUCUGUUUAUUCAUUUUUUGUGCGUAAUGAUAUAAAAACAUGUUCCUUAUGAAAUGAUCUGGAUUUAAACAGUAAUUAUAGAUGCCAGAGUACAUGUAGUACAGUGGACGUAUAAUGUGCAGAAAGUUGAUGGAGAAGGACAUUGAAGGAUGAGUUAAAUAUUUUUGUGCAUUUUGUAUGUGGUUUAAUGCAAGGAAAAUAAGUAAAUAAACACUUCACAGGUA
This is a messenger RNA of Mugil cephalus (flathead mullet), 3311 nucleotides long. RefSeq names its product NLR family CARD domain-containing protein 3-like. Bases 75 to 2447 code for a protein of 790 amino acids. NCBI's taxonomy places the organism in Eukaryota, Metazoa, Chordata, Actinopteri, Mugiliformes, Mugilidae. Gene Ontology annotation, molecular function: protein binding. The record is from RefSeq and is a predicted model, not a curated record. The transcript is spliced from 7 exons.